UUAAGUGUGAUUGAAUAUUUUAUAUAUGCCAGCAGCUUGUCGGUGAAACAUUUGCAUGUAGCGAGGGCAACGCGAGCUCUUUUGCUUCAAUUCACCCUCGAAAGGCGUUCACCGUUUUGAAUUGUGUCCUCCGUGCGUGCAUCCUCGCGUCAGCGUGCGUGCGCUAACAGAGGAGGCUGCGAUUCAGAACAGACAAAUCUUGACAGAUAAGACCGCUUAACAAAACGCGCAGUCGAAACACAUAAAGCAGCAAAAGCACAGACUGCAUGCGCGCGGUGAACAAACGCAUAUGGGCAAACACAGUGCGCACACACACACACACACACACACAGUUUUACCCCACACACACACACUUGAGUAGGACACCGGGUAGAGUGCGUUCCGCCGAUCAUCUCCGUCCCUCCCCUCAGCAAGCAGAUUGCCUGCGCCGCUGACGACAGCCAGUCGCACAGUGUUGUGAGCGCGAGGCUGUGGAGAGACUGCAUCAAGGAGCGAGAACUGCGCGCUUUGCAUCGGGAACUGUGUGGGAGUUGUUCUCUCUCUACCUGCCUUUUGCGUCGCUUCUUUAUUCUCCACACUCGCCAUCGGACGCCAGUUCAGGGAGCACCGGGAGUCCCAUUACCGAGGGAGGAUCGCACCGUGUAUGCGUCCGUCGGCUGCGUGUUUUAACUACAGCUGUCAUCUGAGAACUGCGGCGCUGCCGUUGUGAAGGAACUCAUUGGAAAUCCGCGUGAAACGACUGUCUGUUCUCUAGCCUUUUUUUUUUUUUUCUUCUAAAGCUGUCUUUCAAGGUGAUGGACUUGAGAUAGUGCGUCUUAAUUUGAGUGUUGGUGACUGGGAGUUGCCUUCGGGGAGAAAUGCGAAAGGAUGCUUGGAAGCAGUGAAGGAUACAGCAGGUAACCGAUAAGAUGGCGGCCGGGGAAGCGACUGGGCACAGCUACCUGGUGACUUGCUGGCAGCCCAUUCUGAUCCUGAUGCUUGGCACUGUGCUGUCUGGCUCUACUACAGGCUGUCCAUCCCGCUGCGAGUGUAAUGUUCAAGAGCGCUCUGUGAUGUGCUACCGCAAGAAGCUCAUGACAGUUCCCGAGGGCAUUCCUGCAGAAACAAAACUGCUGGACCUCAGCAAGAACCGCAUCAGAACCAUCAACCCAGACGAGUUUGCCAACUUUCCCAACCUAGAGCACCUGGAGCUCAGUGAAAACACGAUCUCCACUAUUGAACCUGGAGCGUUCAACAACCUUUACGGCUUGCGGACAUUGGGUCUGCGGAGCAACAAGCUUAAGCUGAUCCAGCUCGGUGUCUUUACUGGCCUGAGCAAUCUCACACAGCUGGACAUUAGUGAGAACAAGAUUGUCAUCCUGUUGGACUACAUGUUCCAGGAUUUGUACAACCUGCAAUCUUUAGAGGUGGGUGAUAACGAUCUGGUUUUCAUCUCUCACCGGGCUUUUCAUGGCCUAAGUAGCCUUGAGCACCUGAGUCUUGAGAAGUGCAACCUGUCCUCUGUUCCAACAGAGGCUUUUACCCACCUCCACAGUUUGAUCACGCUCAGGCUGCGCCUCCUCAAUAUAAAUGUCAUACGGGAUUAUUCCUUCAAAAGGCUCUAUCGGCUGAAAGUGUUGGAAAUAGCCAAUUGGCCGUAUCUGGAUACGAUGACCCCAAAUUGCUUGUAUGGAUUAAAUCUCACCUCCCUGACCAUUGCAAAUGCCAACCUGACCACAAUUCCUUAUGUAGCCUUGCGGCACUUGGUUUACUUGCGCUUUCUCAAUCUUUCAUAUAACCCUAUCCAUACCAUUGAGGGGAAUAAGCUCCAUGAUCUUUUGCGUCUGCAGGAAUUUCACCUGGUAGGAGGCAGACUGGCAAUGAUUGAGCCCUACUCUUUCCGUGGUCUAAACUACCUGAAGAUUCUUAAUGUCUCUGGAAACUCUCUUGGCACUUUAGAGGAGUCUGCUUUCCAUUCAGUUGGCAACCUUGAAACCCUUGCCUUGUAUGAUAAUCCCCUGGCCUGUGACUGCCGACUGUUAUGGGUUUUCCGGCGACGCUGGAGACUGAACUUCAACAGGCAGCAGCCUACCUGUGUCUCCCCUGAGUUUGUCCAAGGCAAAGAAUUCAAAGACUUCCCGGAUGUCCUGCAGCCAAACUACUUCACUUGUCGCAAGUCUAGGAUUAGAGAUCGCAAACCCCAGCAGAAAUUUGUUGACGAGGGAGCCAUUGUUCAUUUUGCUUGCCAAGCAGAUGGAGAUCCUGCCCCAGUGAUAAUGUGGUUGUCCCCGCAGAAAAAGUUUAUCACCACCAAGACAAUUGGAAGGCUCUCUGUCUUGCCAGACGGCACCCUUGAGGUUCGCUAUGCCCAAAUUCAAGACAAUGGUACAUAUGUGUGUAUAGCUAGCAACGCAGGAGGAAAUGACACCUCCCUUGCUCACCUGCACAUUCAUAGCUACUCGCCUGACUGGCCACACCAGCCCAACAAGACCUUUGCCUUCAUCUCCAACCAGCCCUCAGAAACUGGUGCUAACGGUACAAGAGCCAAUGCCCCUUUCCCCUUUGAUAUAAAGACGUUGAUCAUUGCGACCACAAUGGGCUUCAUCUCUUUUCUUGGUGUCGUCUUGUUUUGCCUGGUACUGCUCUUCCUUUGGAGCAGAGGUAAAGGCAACACCAAGCACAACAUUGAGAUUGAGUAUGUGCCACGGAAAUCAGACGCUGGCAUGAGCAGCAGCACAGUGGAUGCUCCUCGCAAGUUUAACAUGAAAAUGAUUUAACAGAGCUGUGGAAUUAACACAUU
Molecule: messenger RNA, 2779 nt
Organism: Anarrhichthys ocellatus (wolf-eel)
Lineage: Eukaryota; Metazoa; Chordata; Actinopteri; Perciformes; Anarhichadidae
Gene: lingo1a
Product: leucine rich repeat and Ig domain containing 1a
Exons: 2
Coding region: 909-2756 (615 amino acids)
Cellular component (GO): plasma membrane
Molecular function (GO): protein binding
Source: RefSeq, a predicted model, not a curated record